Molecule: messenger RNA, 1440 nt
Organism: Lingula anatina
Lineage: Eukaryota; Metazoa; Brachiopoda; Lingulata; Lingulida; Lingulidae
Product: palmitoyltransferase ZDHHC17
Molecular function (GO): protein binding; palmitoyltransferase activity
Source: RefSeq, a predicted model, not a curated record
UGAAGAUACGAUUCAUGAUUCAUUUCAAAUUAAUCAAUAUAAUGUAUCUUUCUAUAUUAUCAGGUCAACAGAGUGUUCUCGCCUGUUAUCUUAUUACAUGUACAUAAAGGAUGAGGACUACAGACCAGCAGGACCCACUGUACCCUGGCUGUGGCACCUGACCAUGCCAGCUGUGCUGUAUAUUGUGGCCCUGGUGCUAGCUUAUCUAUUACAGGACCACACCGGAAGUCAAGGGCUGAUAGUGUUUGGGGAAUUGGCUUUAUUUAUUUUUCUGUCCACUAAACAUCAGCAUAGAAUGCUACAUGUGUGUAGAUGGCCAAAUCCUUUGUUUGCAGGCAGUUUUGCAGCUGGUUUAUUCAUCACAUUGGCUUGCUACUACCUCCAAAUGUUUAGUUAUGUCUCUCAUCAUCAUUACUUGAACCUUCUGUCAAUAUCUCUCACUGUUGUCAUGCUGUAUAUGUACUGGAGACUUUGGACUCGUGAUCCUGGUGUUGUCCGCGUCUCUGCCUUGAAGCCCAAUAAUGGUGGAUAUUACAGUGUGAGAGAUGUAGCUACAGGACAGGUGUCCCCUGAAAUGUUUUGUACAACAUGUGAGAUUGUUAGACCACUGAGGAGCAAGCAUUGUAAGCUUUGUGAACAGUGUAUCCAGGGCAUGGAUCACCACUGCCUGUUCUUACUGCGCUGUGUGGCCAAGCACACCCAUAGACUCUUCAUUCUCUUCAUUAUAACUGUGCUGUGCAGUCAGGUGCUGUUCCUGGUCCAGGUCUAUCUCUACUACCAAGCUGUGUUACCCAGUGUAACAAGCAAUGACUGGUUCAUAUAUGUUAAAUCUGCCUUCAAUCAACAUGCGUGGGUGCUUAGCUUAUCUGUCUUGAACUUAGGAUCUAUACUAUGGGGACUGAAAUUGCUCAAAUUUCAACUUAGUUUAGUCUCCAAAGGAUACACUACAGUUUUCCAGCCUCAUUUUCAAAAAGAAUGUGGACUGUCAAAGUUAGAAAUGGUAUUGAAUGUGAUAUAUUUCAUAGCUGGAAAAGGUUUAUAUCUGAAAGAUCCACUUUUUGAUGUUUGACUAUAUUUAAUGAGAAUUUGUUCAUUAGAGUUACAUCUGUAAAGGUUAAAAGUUCUAUUUUAAGUUACUUUUAGCAUAAUGUUAUGUACUUAGAUAGGCUUGCAUUCCUAGUAUUGUCUUCCAAGAUGAAUACUUAUUUGAGGAAAUGUCAGUAAUUGGUCACCUUUUUGCUAAGCAUUCAGUACAGAUACGCCAACUUGAGAAAAUUAUUUGAGCAAUAUUACUUAAAUGGUGCUUUUUUGUGUAAUGUAAACAGAUAAUGGGCAACCACAGGAGAGUUUUGUGAAAUGUUGCUUUGUAUGUCAUUUGAAAAGUGGUGUUUCAUUAGGAAUUCUGUACCAAUACUGGAAAACUCCAUGGCAUUUGAUGCU